AUGUCUGGCGAUUUGAGAAGAAAAAUCGCUUUGUCCCAGUUCGAGAGAGCUAAAAAGGUUCUAGAUAUGACUUUCCAAGAAGAUGAGGAUGAUGAAAAUGAUGGUGAUGCAUUGGGAAGCCUUCCAUCGUUCAAUUGUCAAUCAAAUAGAAACAGAAUUCGUACGGAUAAAACCGAUAAUAUUGCCGAUAGAUUUUCAAGUAAGGAAAAGAGUAGUUUGCCGAGUUGGAGGGAUUUUUUUGAUAACAAGGAGUUGGUAAGUCUUCAUGAUAGAGAUCUUAACGUAAAUACGUACUAUACAUUGCCUACCUCAUUGUUAUCAAAUACCACUUCAAUUCCCAUUUUUAUUUUCCACCAUGGGGCCGGCUCCUCAGGUUUAUCAUUUGCAAACUUGGCCAAAGAAUUAAAUACUAAACUAGAAGGAAGAUGCGGAUGCUUUGCAUUUGAUGCUAGAGGACAUGCAGAAACAAAGUCCACAAAACUCAAUGAGCCUAUGCGCUUUGAUAGAGACUCUUUUAUUGAAGAUUUCGUAAGCCUACUAAAUUAUUGGUUUAAAUCUAAAAUAAGCCAAGAGCCACUUCAAAGGGUAUCUAUUAUUUUGAUUGGUCACUCCCUUGGUGGAAGUAUAUGUACUUUUGCAUACCCUAAAUUAUCAACAGAGUUACAAAAGAAAGUUCUUGGUAUUACUAUGCUAGAUAUUGUGGAAGAGGCUGCUAUUAUGGCCUUAAAUAAAGUUGAGCAUUUUCUGCAGAAUACACCAAAUAUAUUCGGGUCAAUUGAUGACGCUGUCGAUUGGCACGUUCAGCACGCGUUAUCGAGAUUGAGAUCAAGCGCCGAAAUUGCUAUACCAGCUUUAUUUACUCCGCUUAAGUCAGGGAAAGUUGUCAGGAUUACAAACCUUAAGACGUUUAGCCCCUUCUGGGACACAUGGUUCACGGAUCUAUCGCAUUCCUUCGUCGCUCUACCCGUUAGUAAAUUAUUGAUAUUGGCAGGAAACGAAAACUUGGAUAAAGAAUUAAUUGUGGGGCAAAUGCAAGGUAAGUAUCAGUUAGUUGUCUUCCAAGAUUCCGGACACUUCAUUCAAGAAGACUCACCCACGAAAACAGCAAUCACUUUAAUUGAUUUCUGGAAGCGGAAUGAUUCUAGGAACGUAGUAAUCAAGACUAAUUGGGGUCAACAUAAAACCGUGCAAAAUACAUAA
This is a messenger RNA of Saccharomyces paradoxus, 1200 nucleotides long. RefSeq names its product phosphoprotein phosphatase methylesterase 1 (gene PPE1). Gene Ontology annotation, molecular function: protein methylesterase activity. Lineage: Eukaryota; Fungi; Ascomycota; Saccharomycetes; Saccharomycetales; Saccharomycetaceae. Bases 1 to 1200 code for a protein of 399 amino acids. The record is from RefSeq and is a predicted model, not a curated record. Gene Ontology annotation, biological process: protein demethylation. The transcript has a single exon.